UGGAAAGUUAACGAUUGGAAAAAUGUCUUGGGAAUAAUUUUAUUAUUGUUCAAUAUUACUGUAUACCCUCUUUGUUUUUGUUAUAAUUAUUCUGUUUUUUAUAUAUUUUCGAUCGAUUUAUUCCAAUUGAGCAGUCAAUUUUGAAAUUUACAAAUUUGUUACGUAGUACGGAUCGUAACUAGAAUCAGGUCAGCCAACCGGGGAGGAGUAAAAUCCAAAUGUCAAAGUCAUGACGAAACAUUUUUGUGUUGAUUGCAAAAAAAUAGCAAUUUAAUUCAAAACAAAGGAAAUGUAAACACGGAAACGUCACGAGAACGCAGUACAAAUAUAUCAGACCACGUUAAAUUUGUACAAGUGAUUCGAACGAGAGAAAUGGCCGAUCAAUUCCGAAGAAAACCUUGAAAAAAGUUUAAUCAUAUUUGUUGAUGUUCCUUUGUUACGGCGGGAACCGAUUGCUUUUGCACACAAUGGCAGCGGCUCUCGCUCAUGAUUCGCCUAAAUACCGUGGCAGUUUGAUAUGCUGUAAUCCCAGGACUUCCGUUACGGAUCGGAGCCCAUCUUCCUCGACUUCUGGUUGCGUGUCUGCUGACGAGAGUUACGACUCAAACUACAUACCGAAAUCGAUAGCGAACAAGAAACUUAAGAUACACAGCUCUGCGACCAAAGAAGAUAUCGAAAAAGCUAUAAAUCAAUGUAAAGAACUAAUUUUGAACAGCUCCCAAUGCUCCGACGAACGCAAAUGGCUAGUGCGUUAUUUAGUCGAGCUCAGGCUGAGGUUAGAGGACCUGAAGGACAAUGAGGGUCAGACCAGGGUCAAAGUAUCCAUCAAAGGUCAUCACUUCGAGCAGCAGGUCAACCCAAACAACCGCAAACAGUAUUGUGAUCACUGCAGCGGUGUAAUAUGGAGUAUAGUUCAGAGCUCAUAUAUUUGUACAGACUGUGGAUACUUGUGCCAUUAUAAAUGCAUCGAUCACAUAUGCAGAGUGUGUGCUCAUGUCGUGAUGACAGAAAAGGGGGAGUUUGACAUGAACAUCUGCCCAGAAAGAGGCUUAGCAGCACAAGAUUAUAAAUGUGCUGAAUGUGAAACCACAUUAACUUUUAAGGAUGCUUGGAACGAUCCUCGAUUAUGUGACUAUACGGGUCUUUAUUACUGUACAACAUGCCAUUGGAACGAUCAGUUUGCGAUACCGGCUCGAGUUGUCCACAACUGGGAUUGGGAGAAACGUUACGUCUCACGCCUGGCCUACCAAAUGUUAAGUAUAGCAUGGUCACGACCAUACAUAAACAUUGAAAACAUUAAUUCUAAGCUCUUUAGCUUCAUUGCCGAAUUGGAAUGGGUUCACAAGAUGCGCAAGGACCUGGAAUGGAUGCGUAGAUACCUGUGCGCUUGCACCGAAGGCACAACUCUCCUGUCUCCUCUAUUCGUCCAACUCGGAGACGUAAACAAGAAGUACAGUAUGUCACACUUACAGGCGAUUAAUGACGGGUCAUUAGAAACUGAAUUGACUGAACUGACAGAGGUCUGUCGGACACAUAUAACAAACUGCCCUCUAUGUUCAGGCAAAGGUUAUUUGUGUGAAGUGUGCAGCAACAAUGAAGUGUUGUAUCCCUUUGAUAGUGGAGCGAUAAUGUGUGAGAAGUGCAAUUCUAUGUAUCACAGAGGCUGCUGGCUCCGUAAAGGACAGACCUGCCUCAAGUGCACCAGGAUAGACGAGAGAAAUAAAAGCACCGAAAAGGAAAAUGAGAAUUUACAUUCUGAUUAUGACAUUGACAAAUUUGUUGAUACCUCUAUCGGGCCUCUGAGUGAAACUAUCUAGCUCCUUAGUAGUGGUUUACUUCUCAUUCUAUUGUAAUAAAUCAAUUCGCCAUUUCAUUUUUAAGACAAUUUGUUUUAUGUGUACGCUUUAGACAAAAUAUAUUAUCAAUAGAGUUUACUAAACACCUCAUUAGUUGAAGAGUGAAUUGUUUGAGUAAUUAUUGGAUUGAAGAGAAUAUUUCCCAAAAUCAAAAGCUGGAUUCUGAAUUAAGUUUGAUUGGAUGUGGCAAAAAAUUAAAAAUGACCACUGAUUGAUACUUCAGGCUGAUUAAAAGCAUAGUACUAAACCAUAGUAGAACAAUAACGACAUUACCUUUGAGAUAAUCCUAAAGUUAAUUAUUUGUACAUGUGAUGUACCAAAAUUUAUAAUUUAUUUAUAGAGAUAAAGUGCAGUGGAUGAUUUCAUGCAAUUUGUGACAAAGAAAAUCAUGAAUUCAAUUUAAUAUUUUGUUAUAGUCAAAGGUUAACAUUACAUUCUCGAUAUCUUGUGAAUUGUAUUAAAAUUUAUCUCAUUGAUUCCAUCUUCAAAAGCUAACUAUUGUUUUUAGCUACAUUUAUUUAAAACUUUUUAAUCCUGUCUCAUUGGAAAAAAUUAUUUUAGUUUUCAUUAUCAACCAACUUCUUAACAUUAUGUAUUUGAGAAACUAUUUCAAACAAUACUUCCCUGUGCAUUCAGAGGCAAAAUAAAAAAAAAAGUGCACAAAAACAGAUAAUUGUAAAGUUUGUCUCUGAAUAGACAGCGACAACACACAAUGACACUAUUCAAACAAUAACAGGGAGGAAAUAAUAACGAGUAAUGAAUAGGUAUCUAGAAGCUAUAUUUUCUUAACCUUUGGUCUGUGUAAAGGAUUAAAGAAAUGUGACGCAAUUAGGUACACUUUUUUUAUUUAUUACUUACAUAGAUGGACAAGCUCACAGCCUACCUGGUGUUAAGUGGUUACUGGAGCCCAUAGACAUCUACAACGUAAAUGCGCCAUCCGCUUUGAGAUAUAAGUUCUAAGGUCCCAAGUAUAGUUACAACGGCUGCCCCACCGUUCAAACCGAAACGCAUUCACGGCAGAAAUAGGCACCCGUGCGAACUCACAAGAGGCCUUACCACGCUUUGCAGAUUUGAGACUCCAAUUCAUUGGCUAUAUUUUGUAAAUGUUGAGUCGCGGUCGCCAUUUAUAUUAUUAAAUAAACUAUGGACAGUAUGGAAAAUUAUUAGGUACCUUAUUAGUUCGACUUCGUCGCGUGAAUAUAGGCAUUAAUAAAAUUAGUUUAACUUAUAUAUUUUGUAAAUUUAAGCUUAAAUGUUAACGUGAAGACAAUAUUUUGGAUUGUGUAUAUUGGUGCUGAAUUUUUUUCUUAAAUCGGUUACCUACUGAAUUUGGCAAUAAACAAUAAAGUUUUUACUAUUGGAA
Messenger RNA from Bombyx mori (domestic silkworm), 3219 nucleotides. RefSeq names its product differentially expressed in FDCP 8 homolog (gene DEF8). The transcript has a single exon. The record is from RefSeq and is a predicted model, not a curated record. Bases 426 to 1817 code for a protein of 463 amino acids. Lineage: Eukaryota; Metazoa; Arthropoda; Insecta; Lepidoptera; Bombycidae.